AUGGCUGCCGCAAAGAAGCCCCGCGUGGUGCUCCUCGACAUUGAGGGCACCGUCUGCCCCAUCUCAUUCGUCAAGGAUGUUCUUUUCCCCUACGCCCUCUCCGCCCUACCCUCAACGCUGGCACAAGAAUGGGACGCCCCCGCCUUCGCGCGCUACCGCGCCGCCUUCCCCGCGGAGCACGCCAGCACGCCGUCUGCGCUCGCCGCGCACGCGCGCGACCUGAUGGCGCGCGACGUCAAGAUCGGCUACCUCAAGGCCCUGCAGGGCUACCUGUGGGAGGCCGGCUACGCGUCGGGCGCGCUGCGGGCGCCGCUGUUUGAGGACGUGGCGCCCAAGGUUAGGGAGUGGACUUCUGCUGCUGGAGAAGAAGGAGGGGUGGCGCGGGUGAUGAUCUACUCGUCCGGCUCGGUGCCCGCGCAGAAACUGCUUUUCCGCCACACCAGCGGCGAGCCGGCCGACCUGACGGACGCCAUCACGGACUACUUUGACACCGUCAACGCUGGGCCCAAGACGGAGCCCGCGAGCUACGAGCGCAUCGCGGCCAAGUAUCCCGAGGUGCCUGCCGGGGAGUGGCUGUUUUUGAGUGAUAAUGUGCGCGAGGUGGAGGCGGCGAGGGAGGCCGGCAUGCGCGCUUGCGUGGUGCAGCGGCCGGGCAACGCCGAGUUGCCGGAGGACGUGAGGGGCAGGUUGGAGGUGGUGGAGAGUUUUGAGGAGCUCUAA
Molecule: messenger RNA, 720 nt
Organism: Chaetomium globosum CBS 148.51
Lineage: Eukaryota; Fungi; Ascomycota; Sordariomycetes; Sordariales; Chaetomiaceae
Exons: 3
Coding region: 1-720 (239 amino acids)
Molecular function (GO): magnesium ion binding; acireductone synthase activity
Source: RefSeq, a predicted model, not a curated record